UGGGAUUCGAGCCCUUAAAGAGCACCUGGCCUUGGGCGCCCCAAUGGCGGUAUGUACACAUGGCUUUGGCUGCUGGCUGCACCCGUCUCACCCUGUGCGGCGCUCGUCUCCCCUGUGAGCCUCCGCUGCCGUGGACCGGUGGCGCCGGAGGGGCCUUACUGGGAAGAGGUGCGCGGCAAUCUGUCCUUCUAUGCGGCCAUGAACUUGGCGUCUCGAGAGAUCACCCUGGACGCACAGUCGCCUGUCUAUUGGCAGAUGAGGGACUUGUGGAGGCGGAUCGACACCAAUGCCACGCUCUCAUUGCGUGCUUCGCAGGAAUGUGCUGUUGGAUAUGUGAGCUUGAGUCAAGGCUAUGCGUUCCAUUUGAGGCCGCGUCUUUGCUGGAUGAGUUGCUGAAGUCUGAAGGGGUGAUGAUCCACGAGGUCUUUCGGCUUCUGUCCUCUACGUUGGAUUGGCAGCUCUUGGCGGCUUCCGGCUGGCCGCUCUUCCGGUUGCUGGCUCGCCUGGAGUACUUUGCACACCUGGAAAUGGGAAGCGCCAACCCCUUGAAUGAUCAGCUUCUUUCAACUUGGGCCUAUGAAAUCCCCUUCCUCGAAACCGUCGAGCACCACCUGCUGCGCGGCACGCCCGUGCCGGCGGCAGCCAGUAGCUUGGUCCUGUCCUACACGGACUAUUACUCGCCCUUGGCACGUGCCCUGGCCUUGCUCGCCCUCGCGGAUGUGCUCCGCGCGCCGCAGCGCUUGACGCCGGAGGAGCUGGGGGAGUCCAAUCGCCUCGUGCGGCGUGCGGUGUACCUCUUGAGCGCCGCCUGGACCAAGAGCAUCGCCGGGAGAUCGGCGCGUGGAGAUGGGUGGGUGGCCAGGCACCAGGAGCACUUCCUCAGUGCCACCUAUCCGCCCUUCGUGGCGCUUUCGGCGAGAUGGCCCAUCUUCCAAUUGGCUGAUCGGCUGGCGUGCCAGGCUGAGGUGCGUUGGCGCUUGCCGGGCCAGGCGGAGGGGAGUUCCAAACCUUGGAUGGAGCUGCUGCCGAUCCCAGAGAAGGUGUCAGAUGUGGUCCGCGCCUGCCGCUUGCCGUAUUGCGACUUAAGCUUCAUGGAGCUGGUUCUCCGUGUUGCAGCUGUCUCCAGCAGCUUGCAGCUUUUGGAGGUGGGUGCGAAUCUGGGCGAUUGCAGCCUUUGGGCAGCGGCGCAUUUGGGGAGGCGCCUCCGUGCCGCUUGGGCUGUGGAACCGCUGCCGCCCGUGGCGGCGGCUCUGCGGCGGUCGGUGCGGCGGAAUGGCUGGGAGCAGAAGGUCCAGGUCAUUGAAGCCUUAGCCGGUGAGCGUUCCGGCGAGCGUGGACGCCUGCACUUUGUGGGCCACGCUGAUGGGAACCCCUUCGCCAGUGCUUCUGCAGCUCCGCAAUCGCCCUCAUCGGCCGUCCCCUCCGUGACGGCGCGUGUGGUGACGGUCGCCCAGUUGUUGCGGCUUCGCGUGAAGAAAGUGGCGACCAUCCUCAAGCUCUACGCCUACGGUGACUUGCGGGACGUGCUGCGUGGCGCUGGCGCGGCUCUUCGUCGCGCCGACGCUUUGUGGCUGGCCUUUGCGGCGGGGCAGCUGAAGCACCCGGCGGCGGCCGCGGUGAAGCUCUUCGCGCUGUUGAAGCACCACUUCGGCUGCUUGGCCCUACCGAGCUUCCAGGUGGACUGGUGCCGCUGCGGAGCCACUCGCAUGGCCACCGGUCGGAGGAUGGGCCGCUGGCUUCGUCGAACCGCUGGGAAGAAGAGUGCCUAUACCAUGGUCUACGUGGUGGCUUUCAAGCCAGGCUCUCUCCACUGCAAGCCUUGGAGCACCGUGGAGAGCGCGUCCACGUCCAUGUCCACGCGAACGUGGACGCAGCGACACCUCGACGUGGCGCGGGGAUGCUCCUUCGGACGCUCACGGCGACAGCUCCUGAUGGCGAAACGCUUCGGAGCUGGCUACGAGUCUUAUUUCUUGGGGCACGAAGAGCUGGAGCUUCAGCAGCGGAUGCAGAUGAAAAGUGCCGACGGAAAAA
This is a messenger RNA of Durusdinium trenchii, 2031 nucleotides long. NCBI's taxonomy places the organism in Eukaryota, Dinophyceae, Suessiales, Symbiodiniaceae. The record is from the annotation of a GenBank genome assembly.